This is a messenger RNA of Lytechinus pictus (painted urchin), 2857 nucleotides long. RefSeq lists its product as uncharacterized. The coding region runs from base 53 to 1405 and encodes 450 amino acids. The record is from RefSeq and is a predicted model, not a curated record. Lineage: Eukaryota; Metazoa; Echinodermata; Echinoidea; Temnopleuroida; Toxopneustidae. The transcript has 5 exons.
GUUUAUUUUUUUUCCAUAGCAACUUCAUGGUCUUCACGACCACUAUCAACAAAUGAAGCAAAACAUGGGUUUUCAGGAUAACCUCUCAAUGAAGCUGGUCAGAGAGUCAAUGGCUGAUUACAUAAUACAGAGGGUCCAUGGCUACCAGGCUUCCGAUGAUGACGAGGACGAUAGCGAACAAGAACGGGAAGCGAAUCCAGCGCAGGAGAGGGCAGCCAGGAUUGCUAUGAUAAAAAACAAAUCAUUCACCACCAAAGGACAGGGUACCAGCUCCCAACGUCACCUCCAAGAGGCCGCCACCUCCACCUCGGAGAUGGACGAGAAGCCCUCGCUGUCUCCCGACAAACCUGGAAGGCGGGGCAGAAAGAGGAUGAAGAAGACACGAGGGAGAAAGAGGAUGGAGAGGGAUCGACCAGCCACCGAGAUAGAGAAGAAGAAGGCGUGGUCUAUUCUACCGAUGAGGAGGUUGAUUGAUGUGGACGAGGAGAAGGAGGAAGAUCGUGAUGAAGAUUCUGAUUCUGAGCAAGACAGAAAGAAGAGAAAAUCGCCACAAAAAUCAGCUACAAAGAAAGGUGUAAAAGGAAAAAAGAGAUCACAGAAGAAAGAAGACAAGGGGAAGGAAAAAAAGAUGAAGAAAAAGAAGAAAAUGAAGAAGAAGAAGUGUCGGAAAUCUGAGACGGAUGGGUCAACAGGAGAAACCUCUUGGGAUGAUAAAAGCGAGGUCACCGGAAGCGCAACAUCCGGUACGGAGACCGAGUCAUCGCCACGGAAACGGCGAGGUCGGAAGAGGAAGCGAGGGUCGUCUCCAAGCGGGGCUGAGAGUAGUGAUGGGAGGAAGAAGGGGAGUGUUUCAGACUCUGAUGGGCUGAAAGAUGGGUGGUUUGAGAGUGAUAGGGAUGAGCUGGGGACUUCCCCUAUAAAGGGGAAAUCCCCCAUAGGACAGACUUCACAGAUUUCCUUCUACGACUCCGACGAUGCUGUCACAGGUGCGAGGAGUGAGGAUGAGGAGUUUACCUCUCUGAAGCGGAAGAGACGGGGGCGACCAAAGAAGUCGGUCAUGCCAGAAGAAGACAUAUGGAGUAAACUUGGAAAUAUGAACCGUCAUCAGGAUGGUUGGGUCAGUGAUGGCGGACCCAGCUCCGGUGUCCGUGUUGACUUUAGUAGAGACGGAUCGGAAGCUGUGAAGAGAACGCCACCUAAGAAAAUAUUACUCGGUGUGAAAAAGACACCACGGAAGGACUCACCUGUGCAGGAAUCUGGGAAGGGAGUGACUGUUCAAGAUGGGAAUGGGGUGGAGAAACCACAGGAGGAGAAGAGGAAACGGGGAAGGAAGCCGAAGGGUGCAGUAGAGAGAUCCCCAAGGAAAUCAUCAAGACCAAGAAAGGUGGUCAAGUAUGAGACUUGAUCACUUUACUUGUAAAGGAUGAACUUGUAUUGAAGAAGCUGUUUUAAUGGAGUAAAAUAUAUCAAUCUGUCAUUGCCAUUUCAGUCAUCAACCAUACAAAUGCCAUCAUCAGCUGUCAUUUAUUAAGCUUAUAAUAAUAAAAAUAUAGGUAUAAUUACCCAAGGGUAGCCACUUCAGUUUCGAAAACUGUUCUACCAGCGGGCCCUGCUGUUACCCCGGCUUUAGCUGAGCUGCUAGGCGCUCAAGCAUUCAAAGAAUUUCUCACCUCACCUUGGUUGAGUACAGCACAAUGUGGAUGAGUUUCUUGCGCCAUGGCUGGGAUUCGAACCCAUGACCCUCUGUUUCAAAGUCAGAAGACUAAUCCACUAGGCCUCAACGCUCCACAUUGGUUCUCAUUCUGUACUUUCACUUCAGUCUUAUUUGAGUUGCAGUGCUAAUUGAUGCAAGAAUCCUUGUAGCAAAAUAGUCAAAUAAUUGCCUUGGGUUGGAGCAGUAUUUCAGACUAUCAUGUGAAAUACAAGUAACUCUAGCUGCCUAUUUCAAAUCUUGUGGGUCCACAGAAAUCUGUUCGACCCGGGCGAAGUUCGAAAAGAAUGUGUUAAUAGGACAUCUUUUGCAUAAUCUGGGGGGUGUUUCUCAAAGAUUUAAGUAUGACUUAGAGUCGCACUUAAAUGCCGACGGGUACAUGAUGAUGAUAUGAAACGCGCAAUCUUAUUGAUCAAUACGCAGUAGCAUGCGUCCUCUUGCCAUGAUCUGACAAUGCGGUAAUGCCUUUUAUAACGCACACAACUAGACAUUUAAGUUCGACUGUAAGUCAUACUUAAAUCUUUGUGAAACACCUCCCUGGUCUGAAAUAAUGCUUCGAGACAAAUAUUUAUGGAAGGUCAACCUAUGAAGAGUCAUUGCAUCUUGCAGUUCAAAUUUUGCCAAAGACAAACAGAUUUCUGCGGUCCCCAAGACAUUCAUUUUGGACAGAUUCACUUGAACGUGUUUAUGCAGCAUUGAUGUGCACAUGGUAUAAUGUUGAUUCCUUUGUCUACUUAUAUUGUUCUGCACAUGUUAUAUGAAAUGGUGUGUAGAAAACCUUUUAGAAAAAAUAGAUAUUCCAUGAUGUGCCCGCCACUUUAAAGAGAACCUGUAACCUUUUUCUUGGCAUCUAAACAGUUUUUAUCUUGAAUGCCUCCCAAUGAAAAUGUGCUGGUAACAGUUUUCAAAUGAAUUUUUCAUACUUUCCAGUGUUAACUCCUUAUUACCACCUUCCGCCUGAAUGACAAAAUGUAAGCAAAAUAUAUUUCACCAUGUCAUAGCAUAUGCACAAUAAGUACAAUUCAUUUCAGCAGUGUUUUUUUUUUUCAUUUUAUUUGCUUCAUUUGAUCAUGUACAUAAAAUUUGUAAAUAUGUAUAUUCCAGCUUGUUUUUUAAGAAGACAAUUAAAAGAUUAAUAAUCUUUGA